Messenger RNA from Cooperia oncophora, 1059 nucleotides. NCBI's taxonomy places the organism in Eukaryota, Metazoa, Nematoda, Chromadorea, Rhabditida, Trichostrongylidae. The record is from the annotation of a GenBank genome assembly.
AUGUACAUUAAACGACUCGAAAUCGAUGGCUUCAAGUCCUACUCGAAAUUGCAAGUGAUUGAUGGAUUUGAUACUCAAUUCAACGCUAUAACUGGUCAGCUUCAUGACUUGGUCUACAAACAAGGCCAGGCGGGUAUCACCAAGGCAACUGUAACGAUAACAUUUGAUAACAAAGACAAGAAACAUGGACCAAUAGGGUAUCAUCACUGUGAUGAGAUAGUUAUUCGUCGACAGAUUAUUGUUAACGGACGUAACUCAUAUACUAUUAAUGGAAGCACUGCAACAAAUGCGAAGGUUUCCGAUUUCUUUCGCAGUGUUGGCCUUAAUGUGAACAAUCCCCAUUUUCUUAUAAUGCAAGGACGCAUUACCAAAGUACUCAACAUGAAGCCUCACGAGAUUUUGGGCAUGAUCGAAGAAGCCGCCGGAACUAAAUUGUAUGAAGCCAAAAGAACUCUGGCUUUGAACACAAUCCAUAAAAAGCAGUCCAAAGUUGAUGAGAUUGAAAAGCUGAUGGCCGAGGACAUUUUGCCCCAAUUAGAGAAACUACAAAGGGAUAAGCAGAAUUUUCUGGAGUAUAAUAACUGCGAUCGCGAAAUUGAGCGUCGAGAGCGAAAACUCACAGCAUUCACCUACUACAUGUCUUUGGUUGGUUUGAACCCUUUUUCAUCAUUCUGUGCCGUUUUUACUUAUGAUGAUCGGCUAAGUUUAGAAUUGAAACUCCGAAGCACUGCUCGAGAAGUUUGCUGUGGAAAAAAAGCAACUGUCCUAGAGUCCCAACAGGAAGAUCUUACUCGUGUGGAGGAUGCUAAGAAAAGACGUCAUGCUGAGGCGUUUUCGUCAUUGGAGGGAAACGUUGCUGAGGAGCUCGCAAGAAUUGAAGCAUGUGAUGAGGAAAAACGUGAAUGUAAAGAAUCUUUUGGAGAGAUUCUAACAGAAUAUGAAGAGAAGCGGAAAUCUCUGAACAACGAAAUCAAGCAAAUGAAGAAGAAGGAGGCUGAUCUAGCUAAGUGGGAGAACGAAAUAGGAUCAAAGGAGGAAGCUUUCAAAACUGCUGAAGAG